Papilio machaon (common yellow swallowtail) is the source of this 2301-nucleotide messenger RNA. Its product is annotated as DDB1- and CUL4-associated factor 8. NCBI's taxonomy places the organism in Eukaryota, Metazoa, Arthropoda, Insecta, Lepidoptera, Papilionidae. Gene Ontology annotation, cellular component: cytoplasm; Cul4-RING E3 ubiquitin ligase complex. Bases 160 to 2196 code for a protein of 678 amino acids. The transcript is spliced from 11 exons. The record is from RefSeq and is a predicted model, not a curated record. Gene Ontology annotation, molecular function: protein binding.
AAGAAUAGGAAAAAAUUCCAUCCUUCAUCUCAUUGAAUUAUUGUUUUUAUUGAUGUAAAAUAACGUCGUGAGCUGUUUUAGUUUAACAUUUUAAGUGCUAAGUAUCGCAAGUUGAGUGUUUUUAGUUUUUCUGUUAAGCUGCUAUAAACUUAGGAAAAUAUGGAAGAUAAUUCGUCGAGCGAUGACGAGGUUAACGAUUCUCCUGCUAGUCGAAAAAUAAGUGGAAAAAAGUUAAAAUUAAACGAUGGAAGCUCUCAAAACAGCGCCAAGGAUGCAGCUGCGGAGGGUAGUAAUAAUAAAGAAGAGGUAGUUGAUAGUGGUAUAUCCCCAGAUAAAUCGGAAAGUACGAGUAGUGAGGAUCUUUUGUCCGCUUCUGGGCCUUCAAAUGUCGUGGUAAACGUUGGCACAUCUGACAAUAUGGUUCGGGUUAUGAUGCAAAACCUUCGUCACCACAGUCGCGAUAGAAAUUACAGGAAAAGAAAGACUCCAGAUUCCGAUGAGUCUUCCAUGGACUCUGAUGAUUUUGCUAGUGAGGUGGGCUUACCUCCAGAGGAUAAUAAUGGUGAUGGUGAUGAAAUGCAACAUCUUUUGACUAUCAUUUCUCAAGAUUCAUCAAGUUCAAGCUCUAACAGCAGCGGCAGUACAAGUGGCAGCAGUAAUAGUUCUUACAGUAACUACAGCUUUGAGAGUGAUAAUGUCAACUUUCAACCCAUGGACUCCAGUGAUGAUGAUGGUCUCUGGUCUAACAGUCCUAGCAUCAAUGCAGCACUCAUGGACAACAAUGAAGACUUAUUAGGAAACAAUACAGAAGGACUUUUUGGUCCACCCCCUAAAGUACUAUUGAAGGAAAGACCAAAGCAUGAUUAUAUUAUUGUAAGGGAAGUAGUAAACCGUGAGAUGGGUCUGACAUUUCCCUGCGGUAAAACGGCGCAGAGCCCCAUGAAGUUUGAGCAGAAAUUCUAUGGGUCGCUUCAUGCAGUUUAUAGACUUGAAAAACUUCAUAAUCUCAACAAACACCAUGGAUGUGUUAACUCUAUAAAUUUCCACCCCGAGGGUCAUCUUCUAGCAUCGGGUUCGGAUGACAUGAAUGUUGUUGUUUGGGAUUGGGCCCGUAACCGCGCCUUGCAGACUAUAAAAACAGGGCACAGAUCUAAUGUAUUUCAAAGCAAGUUCCUCUAUCUGAAUGCUCGGAGCCAGCUGAAUAUUGUCACUUGUUCCAGGGAUGGUCAGGUGCGACUGGUGCAGUGCGCGCCGAGCGGGGGCAGUAGUGGCGCGGGCGUGGCUCGACGACGACUGGCGACACAUGCGCGCUCUGCACACAAGCUGCAUGUGAGUGCGCAGGCGCCGCAUGAAGUCAUCUCUGCCGGCGAGGACGGCCUCGUGCUGCUCGCAGAUGUGCGCACCGACACACCCACCAAAUUGGUACACGUGCGCCGCGAUGGUCUGACAGUGCCGCUGUACAGUGUGGAUGUGGACUGUACUGGCAACAAGGUGCUGGUGGCUGGUCGUGACCGUUACAUGCACGUGUACGACCGUCGUCGUCCCAGUGCUCCAGCCGCAUCUUACUGCCCCUUCCACAUUGCCAUGAUGAACAACAAGAAGCGACAACAGCCUCUGAACAAGCAUCUGACUUGUGCGAUAUAUAAUCACGAUGGCACCAAAAUAUUGGGUUCAUACAAUGAUGAGGAUAUAUACCUUAUUGAUACCAAACAAGAUGAAUAUAUCGAGGACAGUGACAUGUCAGCUGAAGACGCUGUGGGAUACAGACGGAGGUAUACAGGUCAUCGGAAUAGUGCCACAUUCAAAGGGGUGUCAUUCUUUGGGCCUCGCAGUCAGUAUGUGGUGUCAGGCUCCGAUUGUUCUUAUCUUUACAUCUGGGAUGCGGAAAGUGAAGCCAUAGUUCAAUGGCUGUAUGCUGAUAUUAAUGGAGUUGUGAACUCUAUAGAAGCACAUCCUCGCUUCCCCGUGCUGGCUACCAGCGGUCUAGACAGGGACGUCAAGAUCUGGGUACCUAUAAAGCAAGCUGAUCCUGACUACGAGGGAAUGGAGAAGGUGAUACGCGAGAACAGCGUGACUCUGCGAAGUCCUUUAUUCAACGACUUCCUGCCUGCGAUAUACAGCGCGUGGCGAGAGGACAACCCGCAAGCGCUCGGCAGGAACCUGGACUUCGAUGGCAACGCCUGCACCGCCUUCUAGAACAUUCUGGAAUAUUGUACGAUCAUUUGGAACAUUCUGGAAUGUUGUACGUUCAUUUGGAACAUUCUAGAAUGUUGUAAGAUUAUCUGGAACAUUCUGGAAUGU